AUGCUGACAAUUCCCUCUUCACUUCAGGGCAACUGCAAGUUUGGCCCCAAGUGUGCCAACAUACACAUGCUCGCCGAUGGACGUCGAAUCAACUAUGGAAAGAAUGGCAUCACUAUCGGUCAAAGUCCCUACCCCGGCCCCCGCGGAAACGCCGGCGCAACUUACAACACCUCGAGCAGCGCCCUGACGAACUCAUUCAUGAAGGCUGAUGCGAGCCAACCAUACGGUACCUACGGCUACCCAAUGUCCCCGAGCGACAAGCUUCAUCAACUCGAUCGCCAGCCCAGCAUGGAGAAUGGCCUCCCCACGAUCGACACGACUUACUCACACACGGGCUCGCAAUAUGGUUCGCCCCGCGAGGAGGAUCCCACUCGUCUUGGCUUGGGCUUGUCGCCAAUCACCGCCAAGGGUCUGUCCGUGCUCGAUGCCCCGCUGCCAGCUUCGUUCGACUCCAACGGCAUCUCCAACGCUGCACGUUACCCCGGCGGCCCAUGGCCAUCUUCUGUGCCGUCCGCCUUUGGGCUCGAAUCUCCGUCGCCCUCAUUGAUUGGUGCCAAGGACACAGGGGCUUCCGAGGCUCUCAAAUCAUUGCAUCGGUCUGCUUUUGGCAGCAGUGACCUGGUCAACACGGUAACCGCAUCAUCGCCACCAACGCAACCUACGGAUGAAUACUUUGGAAGACGCCAGAUGCACUCCAGCCGCUAUGCUAAGCCCAAGCUGUUGAGCAGCAGUGCCCCUCGUGCCAUUGUCGGCGGGAUUGACCGUGACUGGGAUGCCGAGUUCCCCUUCCUCGAGGAGGAUUAUGUGCCCGAUAACCUCAAAGAUCUGCUCACACCUGCCGAGAAAGCCAGACGUGGCUCUCGGGCUGCCGAUGAAGAUGCAAACGGUCACAGAGUUACGAACGGCAUCCUGGGAAUGAGCGGCACCGGUACGCCCAGCGCCGAAGUGCCUUCAAAGUUUGGAAGCCCAAUGGCGGCAAGUCCCAGUCGCUGGGGUCCUCUCUUCCAACGAGGGCAGCGAGAUGACGACGACGCCAAGCGACAUGCCUUGGCUACAAGUGGCGCUUUCGGUCAUGUCGGCAGCCCGCUUCGCAAUUCGAUGCUCAACGAAGAUCUCAUGCGGCCGCAUGGAGGAAGCAGAUCGGGCAGCGUGGAGGGUCUCAGCGCUCUAACUCAACAGCUGCAGAGGACCCGUAUCGAUGGCAGUGGGGGCGACUCGCCACACUUGCGCCCGACGAUCGGUGGCCGACCAACGAAUGGACGCACGACUGAGCGCCACGUCAGCAGCGGUUCCAUCAGCUCGAGUGCGCGGUACACGACUCCUAUAGGCGAGGAAGACGGCGAAUUCGUCUUCAGCAUGGAUGAAGAUGGAGACAAUACUGUGCGAGCCAGGAAGCGAACCUCGGGUCUUGGCUCAGCCAUGAACAUUUGGGGCAACGGCAACAGCUACGCUGGUGUGGCGUCAGGUGCGGGUGCGGGCAAGAAGGACGAUACUUCUCGCGUCGUGGACAGCGUUGGCGGUCGCUGA
Molecule: messenger RNA, 1527 nt
Organism: Pestalotiopsis fici W106-1
Lineage: Eukaryota; Fungi; Ascomycota; Sordariomycetes; Amphisphaeriales; Sporocadaceae
Exons: 1
Coding region: 1-1527 (508 amino acids)
Source: RefSeq, a predicted model, not a curated record